Carya illinoinensis is the source of this 471-nucleotide messenger RNA. RefSeq lists its product as uncharacterized. The transcript has 2 exons. The record is from RefSeq and is a predicted model, not a curated record. NCBI's taxonomy places the organism in Eukaryota, Viridiplantae, Streptophyta, Magnoliopsida, Fagales, Juglandaceae. The coding region runs from base 1 to 471 and encodes 156 amino acids.
AUGGCUGACGUAGAGGUUCAACGUGAUCAUGACCUGUGGGCUUGUGGGUUUGAGGACAAGCUGAUUGACAUGUUGUACCAAGAAACAUUCGAAGAUAAAUUGGUGGGGUCCAAAAUAACAAACCGUGAUUGUGUCCGACUAGCUGAGCGCCGCAAUAACCUGCGUAUUAAGCGGGUUGAUUUAUCACAAGUGAAGGAAAAAAUCACUCGUCUUAAAAAGAUACAACACCAGUUUACAGAUUUAAUGGGUCAAACGGGCAUGGGUUGGAACCCUAUCACAAAAACUGUAAUUGGUUCGGACGAACAUUGGGCAAAUGUGAUCUGGGUCCGAUCUGAGUGGAAAAAGUUCAAGAACAGUGGUUGUGGCAACUACGAUGUCCUCUGCAUGAUUUUUGGUCAGGCGGUCGCAACAGGGGUGUUGCAUUUUGCCUCAACGCAAGAACCCCCUCUAGAGAAGAAGAGCAGCAUCUAG